UGCUGGCUCUUCCUUAUGGGUCCUUGUUUUUAUAUACUCUUUCCGCCUCUAGAGGGUAACAUACUCGAGAGAACCGACUUACUCACCACUCACAAGAGAAACUAGCGAUCAGUCAUCUCUCUGAGCAAGAGAGAAAGGGGGUGGGAAGGUUUUCUUUUUCUUCCGAGGCCAUGGAAAAGAAGAAGAAGGAUCCCAAGUUUACUUCUACUCCUGCUUCUGCUAGUCAAGAACUUGACACCAAUAGCGAACACUUGAGCAAGGAAGAACAGAACCAGUCAGGUGUCGCUUUUGCUGCCAAGAAUGCUGUAACUAGUAGCCCUUCACAUGAAAAUGCAUCUUCCUUAAGUCAACAAUACCCUUCAAUUAUGCAAUGGCCAUACACACCUCAACAUGCUGCGGAACAGUCCUUGAUUUCUAGACCCUCUAUUCCAACCCAAACACCUUCACCUGUCAUCCUAAACCGGUAUCAGCAAUUACCGCAUCAGCAGCCAUAUCCCAUCCAGCCACCGCCGCAUUUAGCCCAAUCAACCACUCCAUUUUGGCUUCCCCAGAGACCUGGUUAUCAUUUUAGCAGCACUAAUACCCCUGCCUCUUAUCAGCCACUCACUUCCCUAGGAACAGCUGAUGCUAACUGGCAAGUUUCUACCCUCAAUGGAGGAGGGACUUCAUCAAAUAACCAACAACAGAUGCCAGGUUUCUGUUACCACAUUGGAUACCCAUAUCCAGGAUUUCCAGGUCCUUGGGAUCCCUCAUCUUGGUGGUGUCAAACACAACAAUUGCAGCCUGCUUGUACCUAUGCUUACCCAGGCGCAUGCAGCUACUUUUCUUCACAGCCACCACCAUUGCCAGGCUGCUCGGCAACUGUUGAACAACACUUUCAAAGAGGAACAAUCCAGCUACCAGCAAAACUUUCUCAGAAGCACCAGCAACUCUGGGAGAGUCAAUCAGCACAGAAUGUUCAACUGUGGACUGUUAUUGGUCAGUUGCAAUCAGAAUUGGCUGAUUACAAGAGCCGCUUAUUGAAGUUAGAAGCAGAGGCUUCAUCUGCAAAAGUGACAGGGGAAGAGCCCACUUCUCAAACUAUUGGGACUGCUUUAGCUGGACAGACGUCAAAGAGAGGACGGCCAAAAAAACCAAUUCCUGCAGUUGAUGCACUACCUUCUUUGGAUGAGUCUCAUCCCCGAACUCGUGGUAGAAAACCUGCAGUAUUGAAAGUCCAAUCUGAUACCAGGACACUCAAUUUUGAGAAAGAAUGCCUAAACAAAGUGGAAGAUAAAGGAAAAGCAAACCACUCUAGUGCUACAACGCAACAAGAAGAUGAUGGAAAAAUGACAUGUGCCUUCAUAAACAGUAGUGACAACAUUGAGAUUGACAGAAGCAACCCAAUGAUGCCUCCAUUUCAUAGUCAAGUUCAUCAAGACAUUCCUGGAGUGCAAGUAAGCAGCAUUGGCCUCAAUUCCUCCUCAGACAUGAGAACAAGUAGUGAUAAGCCUGAGGACCCUAAAACUGCCUUCUCAAUUCUGUAUUCACAUGUUAGGCAGAUCAAAACUGAGGGUGCUUCCGGCACUUACAUAGAAGCUGCAACGAACCCCAAUCUUGGGUGGCCUUCAAAUAUCAGCUUUGAAGACUGUGGAAGAAAUGUGUUAAAUAUAAGCUCGCAAGGUUUCUACGAUAAUGGUGGUGUUAUCAGACAGGUAAGUAAGGUCAUUCCUGGAUGGAGUUUUGGGCAUGAAGAGGAUGCUUCUAGAGAUCUUGGAGAUGCCGCAAUAGGAGGGCCAGGGAAAGAUGUAGAUGUGGAGGAUAUGGAAGAUGCCAGCUCAGGUGCUGAAGAUUGCUCCAUCCGAAGAUGAAGGUGUCUACAACAUGGAUGCUCAACAGCCCACCAGCUGUAGAUCUUUGCCUCAAUUAAAGAGCCCGUGAUACUUUUUGCUUCAAUACUAGUUUUAGCUUACAAUAGAUAUUCCUGCUGGCUUGGGCAUAUUUCUUUCCACACGCACAAGAGAAAUAUGCACAAAAUUUUGUAGGAGAGCAGGAUCAAGCACUGGUAAAAUUGAAUAGACAUCACAGAUGUAGAUACUAUCUUGACCUCAAUCAUCUAUCCCAAUACAAAACUUUGUCCCUAAAUUGUUGUCAUCCUCUACUUUUGUGCUCAUUCUUCGUUAUCAGGGAAUCGUAUGUUUAUUCAAUAUUUCACCUACAAGCUUUAGACCAUUCUAGUGAUGGAGGUUCAAUAUUCCUCUGAGGCUUGACCUGAUUAAGGAGUGUUAGAUGAUGGGAAGACAUAAUGACUUGUUGACAUUGUUGGGGUUGUUUGGUUAUAGAGAAAAACAUAUCUUUGGAAA
Messenger RNA from Vitis riparia (riverbank grape), 2342 nucleotides. RefSeq lists its product as uncharacterized. Bases 171 to 1850 code for a protein of 559 amino acids. The record is from RefSeq and is a predicted model, not a curated record. NCBI's taxonomy places the organism in Eukaryota, Viridiplantae, Streptophyta, Magnoliopsida, Vitales, Vitaceae. The transcript is spliced from 4 exons.